AUGCCUGAUGGGAAAUGACGAGAGGUGGCGGAAGUGACGCAUUUUGUCAGCGCCAGCCGAGGGCAGCUGCUGCGCUGAGAAGAACUCGUGUGUGUCACUGGGAGAUUUUGAAGGAACAACUAUGGCGCCGGGUGGGCAGGCAGGGAGCAGCUCCGGUAGCUCCAGCGCAGUGACGCCUGAAGGGCUGCGAGGCUGGAUCCGAGGGGCUUACCGCUUCGCCACAGACCGCAGUGAUUUUCGCAGGAACCUCAUAGUUAACCUAGGUCUCUUUGCAGUGGGAGUUUGGGUAGCUAGAAACUUAACAGACAUCGAUUUGAUGGCACCACACCCUGUUGCAUGAUGGAAAUGAUGUGAAUGAAGUAUAUCUGCAUGAAGUCUGAUUCUUGUUGUAUGACCAAAUGAGUUGUGAUUGAUCAAUAUCUACGAAGCAGCUUCUACUUGAAGUAAUUGGAGGCAUCAAAGCAAGUAUGAAGGACUAGAAAAACUACCGAGGCUACAUUUUACCUGUAAUUUUUUUAUCAUGUUCAGUUCACUUGCUUGGGAGCAAUAUUAUUUGAGUCCAAGUAAUGUAGUACCUUGUGUUGUCUUUUCGCCAGAGGAAGUCAUUUAGAAUGUAAGCUCUUUUGCAGAUGAAAUUAGCUUCUAUACCCAGGAAUCUAACAGAUUCUGAAGUGUGAAAUAAAGACAUGCCAAUGCAUUGGACUUUUUCAUUUUAAUAGGAAACUUCAGCUUACAAAAACAAGGUAAAAAGAGUAAAGAUUUACAAAAAUCAUAAAAACAUGAUUCAUAUUUCACACUUAAAGAAGUAACAAGCCCCAGUCCUGUGUGUUUUUAAGUAGGCCAUGUUAACUAUUCAAAGGGAAAAUACAUUUUUAAAAGGCCUAGGUGAGCCUUAAUUAGGAACAAUUUUCAGCCAGCAUAACAGUUGUGUGGUGUUAAUUAUGAUUGUGUAUUGUAUGUGGAAAAGGAGCUGUUUGCUGUUGCAUAGCAUUGUGGUGUCUUGGACUGCUCUAUAAUGCCUCUGAGGUUAACAGGAAAUGUUUUUUUAAAAAAUCAUAUGGAUUGGGAUGCUGUGGGUUCUGCAGAAGAAUGCCAUUAUCAUUGCAGUGUGACUCUUAAAUUUCCCUUUAACAAUAAAAUUAUUAUUCUUUGUUAGA
Messenger RNA from Rhineura floridana, 1157 nucleotides. RefSeq names its product translocase of outer mitochondrial membrane 6 (gene TOMM6). Lineage: Eukaryota; Metazoa; Chordata; Lepidosauria; Squamata; Rhineuridae. The record is from RefSeq and is a predicted model, not a curated record. The coding region runs from base 122 to 340 and encodes 72 amino acids. Gene Ontology annotation, cellular component: mitochondrial outer membrane translocase complex. The transcript has 3 exons.